AUGAUUUAUGUUUAUUGUUUAUUAAGGAUGGAUGAGUUAGAGAUUAAUGAUUAUGUUGACCUAUAUGAAUUGAUUAAUAAAAUUACUAAAAUUCAUGAAAUUUUCGAUCAAAGUACAGACAUUGUGGAGAAUAUAAGCUCUUUUAAUAAUAAUUUGCAAGAAGUUGAAGAAUUGAUCGAGACUGAAGAUUAUGAGAAUGUUGAUAUUGAUUUUGAAAUUCCUUCAUUAUUAGAAAUUCAUUACAAAUUGAAUAAACUGAGGGAUUUCCAAGAAAGACUAUUAUUAUUGAGUGAUAGCUCUAAUGAGGAUCAUAAAUUUAUUGUUAAAAGAGUUGUUUCUAGGAUCUAUGAUGUUAUUAAGAAAUUUGAUAAAUUGCUAGAGAAUAUUAUAAUUGGAUUGGUUGAAUCUGUCAAGAUUAAUAACAAUAGUUUGGUUAUUAGAUUGGCAAAGAUUAUUGACUUUGAAGAACGUGAAGAUACCAAGAUUGAUGCUUUGAAAGGAAUAAUUUCCAAGAAUUCUAAAAACAAUUCCCAAAAUAGUCUAUUUGAACAAAUUGUUAAUGGAACAAUUAAAGGACGUACAACUGCAAGAAACUAUAAACAAUUCUUCAUUGAUAAAGUGGAAGAAAGUAUCCAUGAGAUAUUUCAAAAUUGCUAUGAAACUUACAAACAAAAGGAAAAUAUGUUUGAAAUUCUAGAUAAUUUAGAUUGGGUGUUUCAUGAUUUGAUUUGUGUUAAACAAGAUUUAGUUAAAUUAGUACCACCAAGAUGGAAUAUUUUCACAGUUUAUUAUGAUUUUUAUUACAGAGAACUAAACAUUCUUAUAAAUAAAUUGAUUGAAUCAGAACCAGAAACGUUGAUAAUUUUGGAAAUUCUUGAUUUUGAUAAUAAAUUUAAAGAUAUAAUGAUUUCAGAAUUUGGUUUCACAAAGCAAGAAAAUAAAUCAAUAAUAGGGGAUGUUGAGAAAGAGAAGUUAUUAUCAGAUUAUUUGAAUCUAAUUGUUUUGAAAAUGAAUGAAUGGAUGUUUAAUUUACAAAAAACUGAACAUGAAGUUUUCAGAUCAAGAAUUCAAGCACCAGAAGUUGAUUCGGAAAAUUUAUAUGCACUUGAAGGUACCAAGAUUGUUUUCCAAAUGUUUACACAACAAUGUGAUGUUGCCUCAGGUUCAGGACAGGGGAAAAUAUUAGCAGGAGUUGUGGAAGAGUUUGGUGGGUUACUGAUAAAAAGACAAAGUAAAUGGGGUGAAUUGAUCAAGAAUGAAGUUCAAAAAUUAUUAACAUUGAAUAAUAAGAGUAAAAAAGAUGUUGGAGUGGAUGGUGUUAAUGAUGAUGAUAAAGUUCCACCGGGUUUAAUUGAAUAUUUAAUUGCCCUAGCUAAUGAUCAAAUGAGAGGUGCUGAUUAUACAGAAGCCAUUUCAAAUAAGUAUGGUGGCAUGGUUAGUUCAAAAUAUUCCACCAUUAUUCAUAAUGCAUUGGAGAAAGUUAUUGAUGGGUUUGCUAAUUUGGCAAAACAGUGUUGUGAUGCUUUAAUUGUAAUUAUCUUUGAUGAUUUGAAAAUUGCAUUGGAUGAAAUUUUCUCAAAAGAUUGGUAUAAUUCCAAUUAUUCUCAACAAGUUUCUGAUACAUUGUAUGAAUAUUUGGGUGACUUGAAGCAAAGUAUGAAUUCGUAUUUAUUUGAAAUAUUGAGUGAAGAAAUUGUGGAGGAGACAGUUUUAAGAUAUUUGAGCAAUUUGAAUAAAGAUGUCAAAUUUAAGAAUAAUAAUGAUAAAUUUGUUAAUUCAGUGAAAAGAGAUUUUGAAAUUUUCUAUAAAUUAUUCAUCAAUUUCAUUGAUCAAGAAAUAAUUGAAUCCAAAUUUAGAAUUGUGGAAGAUUUUAUGGAUUUAAGUACAGAGACAAAUGAUGAUCAUAUUGUGGAAUUAUGGAUUCAACUAGUUUCAAAAUUCAAUGACAUUUCAAUUGAUUUCUUAGCAUUGAUAUUAAAGGCAAGAAAAGAUAUAGAUUCCACUCCAUCCAAGGCAAUUUUAUCCAAGAGUAAAAUUGAACAGGAUAAAUUCUUACAAGAAAAUCAAUAUGAAUUAACACCUUCAUUUAUGAAUAGAUUUGUGGUCACCAAGAAGCUAAAGAAAUAAAGAACCAGUCAUUUAUGUCUUUUAUGCUCAAUGUCUGUAGUUUCAUUUCACGUAAAUAACAUUCAAGAUCAAGUCAUAAUCUUCCAAAAGAUCAAAUUUCAAAGUAUAAUACCCAUCGGUUGAUUCGGUGAACAAGAACCCUG
This is a messenger RNA of Hansenula anomala, 2270 nucleotides long. It is a transcript of the gene SEC6, whose product is annotated as SNARE-binding exocyst subunit SEC6. Gene Ontology annotation, cellular component: exocyst. Gene Ontology annotation, biological process: exocyst localization; exocytosis. The record is from RefSeq and is a predicted model, not a curated record. The transcript is spliced from 2 exons. The coding region runs from base 1 to 2127 and encodes 708 amino acids. NCBI's taxonomy places the organism in Eukaryota, Fungi, Ascomycota, Saccharomycetes, Phaffomycetales, Wickerhamomycetaceae. Gene Ontology annotation, molecular function: SNARE binding.